GACCUGUGCUCUUCUCACUUGCUCCCUCUCUCCCAAUCCCCUUCCCUUUCACUCUCCCCUCCUUCCCUCUUCAGAGGAGCCCCACGCACGACAGGGUGUUGGAUGACAGUGUGACCAUCGAGUUCACCUUUCUCGUGAAAGAGCACCCUUCCGGCCAAUUCGUGCAGCAGAAGCAGACCGCAUCGCACACCUUCAAGGGGCUCUUUAGAGAGCGCGGUUACCGCAGCCUGCUGAACCCUUGGAGCGAGGUGGUGAGGGACAAUGGCAAGUAUUUUCGCAACGGGGUGAUGCAGUUGAGGGCGGACCUGAGGGUGCUGCAGCUGGGGGUCGAUUUUUGA
Closterium sp. NIES-65 is the source of this 338-nucleotide messenger RNA. The record is from the annotation of a GenBank genome assembly. Lineage: Eukaryota; Viridiplantae; Streptophyta; Zygnematophyceae; Desmidiales; Closteriaceae.